This is a messenger RNA of Haemonchus placei, 738 nucleotides long. NCBI's taxonomy places the organism in Eukaryota, Metazoa, Nematoda, Chromadorea, Rhabditida, Trichostrongylidae. The record is from the annotation of a GenBank genome assembly.
AUGGCCUCGCAACUGAGUCGAGAUGAUAGCUGCAUUCAACAGAUCUGUCCAAACCGGAUGAGGUUUGAACUCAUUCUUGUUUUCCUCAGUCUCGUGAGUAUUUGUGGUGCCCAUGAUUGCCAUAAGAUCGGAUUUUCGGCAUGGCAUGCCUACGAGCAUAAGAAGAUCAGAAUUCUUUACGACGAGCAAUACAUCCAUUUAGCGAAGCAAAUCGGUUGCUCUCUGAGCACCCUAAACAUAUCCAACAAAGAUUACCUCACUCCUCUCCAUCCAGGCCAUAGACUGAAGGAACUCUGCGUAAGCUCAGAUUUCCUCAGCCAUGCCAGUCCUCUACAUCUCACCAUAACCAUCACCGAAGCAGUUGAGCUUGAGGAGAUAUGCAUACCCGAGAUUGCUGCUCUUCAUUUGAAGAAGUUGGGGGAUAAGUGGAAGAAAAUGCACUUGUUGCCGGUGUCGGCUAUCGCUAUGAUUUUCUGCGUUGCUAUAGUUGGAGCUUUCACCUAUGUCGCACGUAGAAGAAAAGCAGGUGAUGAGCAAAGGUCACUUCAAAAUCGACGAGCUGAACAGCUUUCCGACUGGGGCCAGUCACCCGAACCCCGGCUGGCACUGCCAGAUGAUGACCAAAAAAGGGAAAACCUCGGACGAACCCCGACAGAGUUACCAGCUCUAGCGGAAGCCGUUUCAAAUACAGAUUUAGGAUGCACAGAUCCAUUACUGCCGGAAUUGGAAAAGACAUGA